Magnusiomyces paraingens is the source of this 579-nucleotide messenger RNA. RefSeq lists its product as uncharacterized. Bases 1 to 579 code for a protein of 192 amino acids. Gene Ontology annotation, molecular function: calcium ion binding. The record is from RefSeq and is a predicted model, not a curated record. The transcript has a single exon. Lineage: Eukaryota; Fungi; Ascomycota; Dipodascomycetes; Dipodascales; Dipodascaceae.
AUGCCAUUAAUUACACCACUUAGUCAACUCACACCCGAGCAAGUGAAAGAGGUCCGCGAUGCAUUUGAAAUAUUUGACAAGAACAAGGAUGGAACCAUUUCUCGGGACGAGUUAGGGCAAGUAAUGCGACAGCUGGGUCUGACACCUUCUGAGACUCAGAUCAUGGACAUUAUCGAUAGCGCAGACAUUGAUAAAAACGGUGUGAUUGAUAUUAACGAGUUUAUCAAUUUGAUGCCUGCAUUUACUGGAGGAGCCAGUUUCCGUGAGGGUGGCGGCAAUAACAGUAGUAACAGCAGUAACAGUUAUAACAGUGGCAGUAGAGGUGGUAGUGGCCGCGGCAGUAACCAAAGUAAUCCUAACAGUGCUCAGGAAGAAGAAGACGAGCUACGCCGAGCUUUCCAAGAAUUUGACGUGAAUGGCGAUGGAUACAUUUCUGCAAAGGAGCUACUGACUAUCAUGAAGACUGUGGGCGAGACGUUGACAGAAGAUGAGGUGAAGGCCAUGAUUCGUGAGGUGGAUAAUAACGAUGACGGUCAGAUUGAUUAUAUUGAGUUUUGCAAGUUGUACCGUGGAAGGUAA